AUGCCAGCCGAUUUAGACCAACUUGCAUACCUAUACGUCCGGAAGUCAUCUUCCUCGAACCCCCUCCCCGAGCCAGACCCUCGAAUCUCCGUUAGCGUCACGUUUCUUUACUUCCGUAGAAGCUCAGAAUUCAAGCCCUGCAACAGAUGCCAAAGAGUUUGCCGACUUUCGUUGUCAUCCAGGCAAAUGAGGCAGCAGUGA
Molecule: messenger RNA, 201 nt
Organism: Colletotrichum truncatum
Lineage: Eukaryota; Fungi; Ascomycota; Sordariomycetes; Glomerellales; Glomerellaceae
Source: RefSeq, a predicted model, not a curated record